CAGCAGGCUCAAAGAUUAAAUCAGCUCUGUUUAGACACACAAGAGAAGAAUGGCCAGAACAGAAGCACAGCCGUUGCCAUAUUCCAGGUAUGUUGUACCUGUUCUUCUCAUGAUUGGCUGGAUUGCAGGUUGUGCAUUAAUGGUUUAUUUUGUCUUCUCUUAAGAAAGGAAAGAAGACUUUGCAAACUUCAAGGCCAAUGAAGAUGGUCUGUUUCUUAGUUUAAAAAUAUCCCUGGCCAAUGCUAUUUUGAUAAUAUUAAUGAUGAAAACAUAAUUCAAUUUAUACAUUUUGUCUUCUAGGUCUUUAAUAGAAAACAAAUAAACAAACCAGUUUUGUAAAUGUAGGUUACUUUGAAAUUGA
This is a messenger RNA of Candoia aspera, 361 nucleotides long. It is a transcript of the gene STRIT1, whose product is annotated as small transmembrane regulator of ion transport 1. NCBI's taxonomy places the organism in Eukaryota, Metazoa, Chordata, Lepidosauria, Squamata, Candoiidae. The transcript has 3 exons. The record is from RefSeq and is a predicted model, not a curated record. Bases 50 to 163 code for a protein of 37 amino acids. Gene Ontology annotation, biological process: regulation of slow-twitch skeletal muscle fiber contraction; regulation of ATPase-coupled calcium transmembrane transporter activity.